UUGCAUUUAGAAACAGCAUAUUAAUUUAUUACUGAUCCAGUAUUAAUUUAGAUUAAUUGAAGAUCAAGUUACCUAAGAUAGAACACACGAUUCGAAAAUUAUUAAAUUUAUUAGAAUGAUUUAUAGAGCACACCUUACCGAGAGAGAAGUUUACGCCUUUGGGAUAGAUGUUUAAGGCUAUUUCUGUGAUAUUCAUAUUAAUUUUAACAAUAUUUUAAGAAAAUUGGGCUAUAUUAUAAUAUCAUUCAGCAGAGCUGUACAAGUAAUGAAUUAUUGAAUUAUACAAGUCACACCUUAAAAAUUAUUAUUGCAGGUCCUAUCCUACAAAAAGCAUGCUGUUGUUAAUAUUGAAACAUAAUACCUAUUCUUGUCAUAUUGAAUUGAAUUUAGAUUGAAAAUUCUAAGGAAAAUAUAUUAUUUUCAUCAUCAAUAAAUCAUAGUUCUUUGACGAGACAUGAUGAUCGCAGAUCUUGUCCUGCAAGAGCUUGCAAUAGGCCUAUAAUUGUGAUAGCUUCAAGGUCAUUCCAAGGAUUUGUGAUAGGCAUAUUGAAUAAACUGUGAUAAUCAUACUAUAAAAUUAUUAUUAUUAUAAGCAGAGUUUUUAUGAAUAAUUUAUUCGAAAAUUAUAUGCAGUGUUUACAUGUAUUAUUAUUGGAGGAUAAUUUAUAAUAUAAUAAAUUUAUUACGAUAUUAUAAAACUGAUAUUAUAUGGAUUAGCUCAAUAGUCAAUCGCUACUAGACUUUUUGUAGAUACUCCAUCAAUAAAAGUUAUUCAUUCGUGUAAGCAAAUAUUUCAAAUCGAAAUAAUAUUUAUCUUAUACCAAUGUUAUUGGCAUAUAAUGAAAUUAUUCAUUAUCAGAAGCAAUGCUAUUUUUAUUGAAUAGGCUAUAAUAUAUGCUAAUUAUUAUGUGGGCUGCCUACUACUACAACCAAUAACUAAGUAUUUUGUUUCAUAUGCUUCCACAUUUCAGGAAUAAUUAUUUGAAUGAACAAGAGGCAUAUAAGAUUAAUAUAAUACCUAUAAUUCCUUGUUAUGGUGUGUUAUACUGAUGUUAUCGAAAUUUAUGGUAACACUUUAUGGAAUGAUUUACUAGGUUCAAUAUCUUGUUUAGAGCAUAUUACCAGUCUAAUUUUUUAUUUUAAUACACGAAUGUUAUAAAUUGAGGUAACAUUUAUUCAUGCAACAUUUUAUUGGAAGUUCCAUUAUCUGGUAUUAUAUUGUUGCAUGAAAGAUACUACGACGUGCUUGAAAUGCUGGAGUAGCCAAUCAUUUACAAAUAAAGUAAUUUUUUUUUUAAUGGUAAUUAUAUGAGCAUAUAUGAAUGCAGACAGUAAUCAUCUGGGUUCGCUUUAUUGUUCCAUCGUUUAUUGUUAUAUAAUUUUAUAAAAUACUAUUUUAUAAAUAAGAAAAGCUUCUCACGUUUCAUGUGAAUGGAAAGAUCUCUGGACGUUGACUAUUUUACUUAUGCCUAUAAUUAAUACGCAUUAACCGCGAUUUCUGCCUAUUUUCAUCGUGCACUCUAGCAAUUAAUAAUUAUAGUAAUUAAUUUACUCAACCUACAGUCAUUGCAUCUACAGAAACAAGUUUGUUGUGUUCUUCACGUUUUGACUUGUAAAGAAAAAUAUGGCAGACGGAUCGACUACCGAUUUCAGCUCGGCCGAAGACCAGUCACCCGGCGGCAAACAUCCACGAUCCAAUAGUCUGACGUCCGAGGCGUUUUCGCAGGAUGUACUGCAUCACAUGUCAUCCACACAAUUGAAUGCAACAGAUACAAUGCAGGAAAGAAUGUCGCCCACCAGAGUGACGGCCGAAACUCCACAGGGGGACGUCAUGCAGCAGGUCGCGCCAGCUCAGCCCAGCAGUGCAGCUGAUGGAAACCCGCCUCUCAUAGACAAAACUAACGAACUAAGAAAGCAACUCUACCACACACUACCUUCACCGGAGAUGGCAGAUAGCAUGUUAAAUUUUAUCAAAGAAAUGGGCGAGGAGCAGAGAACUAAUCAAAAAAAUCUGGAAAGGAAUCUAAUACAAGUGAUACAAGAAGCUCAUACAAACAUGAAUUCAAGACUGGAUAGAAUGCAGGAGAGUUUUAAAUCGGAAAUGCUCAACCAUACCGAAGGUUUGAGGAAGGAGAUGAAGGAAAAAAAUACAGAAAUCAAGAAAUACACAGACCAACAGACCGAAUUGACUCGAGCAGAGAUGGGAGCACAAAUUUCCGAACAAAACAACAAAUUUACUGCUCUCACAAGCGCCGUAGAGGUUAGAUUGAAUACCACCUUGGCUGAUCAUAAUCUGGGGGUAGAUUCAAAGCUUAAGGAAAUAGAGCUAAAACAGAUCGAUACUACAAAAAAGGUUGAUAGAAUCGAAGAAGAAGUUCAGUUGUUGAAAAACAAUAAUUUGAUCCUAUCUUCCAGUUCAGAACUUAGCUCACAAGUAACUCUGGCAGAGGCUAAGCUUAGCGAAAUCAAGAAUAGCUUAGCAAGCAUGGCUAGCGCGCCCAGAGAUAAUAACUUGAGUCAAAUUUUGAACUCUAUCCCCAAUUUUGAUAAUUCCUAUGGUACCAUUCUACCCCGUGCUUUCACCAAACACCUAUUGAUGGUCAACGACAUGUACAAUGUUAAUUGGAAUAUGUGGAAAUUGAAUCUAAUAAGCCGAUUGCAAGGCGAGCCUUUGAUAUUUUUCCAGAGCCGCUUAGAAGAAUUUACGGAUUUGAAUCACUUUGUAAAAGCAUUAUUGGAUACAUUUUGGAGUCCUGAUAGACAACGAGUACUACUAACACAUAUUAUUACCUGCAAAUUUCAAAGGAAUGCUGGCUUAUCUAUGGUUGCUUUUUCAGCACACUUGAAGUAUUUGAAUUCAGCACUAGAUCACCCUAUACCACUGGAUAGUCUUAUUCAAGUGUUGGCUCAAAAAUUGCCAAAAAGCGUUCAAACUGCCCUUAGUACCAGAGAUUUUGAAAAUUACAAUCAAUUUGAAUCAUGCCUCUAUCGACUACAAUUCAUACAUGAUCAAUUUGAGUCAAAUGGUAGCAAUACAUCCUUCAACGACAGCUACGACCUAGGAUGUAAACACUCACCUCAAAACGAAAAUGUAAACCGAGGCCCGGUCAAUAGUAGAAGCUAUGGAUACACAAAAACAUUCAGUAAUAAUGAUGCUAACAAUUAUCAACAAUUAAGUAGCAAUGAUCAUUUUGCUAAUAGGAAUGGGAAUCGAUUCAAUAAUAAUAAUUCAAAUCGCAUGUUUGGAUACAACAGUGAGGUUAAUGGUGGUAAUCAUUCUAGAUCUACAAACACAAGCCGGCUGCCAAUGCCAUCUGAGGAUAGAAAUCGUAGUUCACCCCAGACCCGGAAUCAGGGCAAUAGGAGUCAGCCAAACUCUGCCGAAAACUCUACUUCAACUCAGCAAAAUAGAAAUUGACAAUUAAAUACAACCGCCCUCACCAAAGUAACAGAUGGUUUUAAGACGAGGGUGGUUAAUCAAUAUAACAAGUCUUCAUCACAAAGAGUUAUGGGAUUGAACGAAAGAGUUGGCCAACCUGUUUUGUUUGAAAGUCAGACUACCACCAGUGGAAGAAUUUUGUCGCCAACACUACCUAGCAGUGAUUCAAAUGUUUCCUCAACACCCGGGUCGAUUCAAAAUGUUGGAGUGAAACUGCCAGUGACAGAGAAGAACAAAGAAUCCAGAUCAGAACUGCCUAGACUGUUCAUGAUAUCCAGACAUGGAAAUUCGGAGGAUGAUAACAGUGAUGAUCAUUGUGAGAAACUAUCUUCGAAUGGCUAUAAACAGGGAGCGUCACAUGCAGAACCUCAAAUCUCAAGAGUCAAACACAGAACCUCGAAUAAUCAACAAAUCUUGAAAACCAUCUCUAAUAAAGAUAACGAAAUGACUUCUGAGAAGAACAAAACACAAAAUGAAACUAAUACAGCCGAGGCUUGUGAAA
This is a messenger RNA of Nilaparvata lugens (brown planthopper), 3941 nucleotides long. RefSeq lists its product as uncharacterized. Lineage: Eukaryota; Metazoa; Arthropoda; Insecta; Hemiptera; Delphacidae. The transcript has 2 exons. The record is from RefSeq and is a predicted model, not a curated record. Bases 1625 to 3418 code for a protein of 597 amino acids.